Saccostrea cuccullata (small rock oyster) is the source of this 1264-nucleotide messenger RNA. Its product is annotated as PIH1 domain-containing protein 1-like. Lineage: Eukaryota; Metazoa; Mollusca; Bivalvia; Ostreida; Ostreidae. The coding region runs from base 144 to 1055 and encodes 303 amino acids. Gene Ontology annotation, biological process: box C/D snoRNP assembly; rRNA processing. The transcript is spliced from 11 exons. The record is from RefSeq and is a predicted model, not a curated record. Gene Ontology annotation, cellular component: cytoplasm; R2TP complex; ribonucleoprotein complex.
UUUAUCAAGAUGGCAGCGUCCAUGGAUUCAUAACAUGUUUUGACAGUUCGAGUCUCUAGUGAAUAUUUCGGACUAGAUGCUACAAAUAAAAACCAAUUAAACCACUAGGAAUGUUUGGUGAUUUCCUGUAAUUGCUUAUCAACAUGUUGGAACCAGACACAGAUGAAACGGAAGCUUUGAUGAAGAAGCUAAUUCUGCAAUCAGGAUUGCAGGAUGGAGUAGGUGCUGAUCCUGAUAAAAAGGUCUCCUGGACAACUGUUGUACCUAAACCAGGUUUCUGCUUGAAAACAAAGAAGGAAAAUGGUGAAAAGGUUUUUAUCAAUGUCUGCCAAGCAGAAAAUGUACCCCAACCAAAGGACAUUACUGAAGAAGAAUUGCUGAAGUUGUUGGAAUCUGAGGAUCCAUUUGGAUUCCGAGUUCCAAUGAGUAUCGGGGAACCACAUGCAGAGAUAGAUAAAAGUGGACAAGGUUGUAUAGCAUAUGAUGUUGUGAUACACCCAGGCUUUAUGGAGAAGAUGAAGGACAGUGAAAUCUUUAAAACUUUCUUCUUGUCUGUGACUUUGGAGGGCCUGGAGGAAAAAUACUCUGUAGCGUUGUCCAGAGAUUGGGUAAUCCUAAAGAACAGGAAAAGUGUAGGGAGACUCCAGGAACAGAAUGUCAGGACACAGUCUAAACCGGUCAUCAUGGAAAUGGGAGACCAGUCAACUGGAAUUGGAAUUGGAAAGCCAUUAAUUCAAGAAAUGGAUACACCUAAGCCUCUAUCUCAAGAAGAACUCAAAGCCAGAGGUCAGAAACCAGAAUUCCGGAUUAUACAGGAUCCACCAGAAGGUCACCCAGAUUUCUUAGUGGCAGAAAUCAGUCUUCCACAUGUGAAAAUGGCCAACACGUUAACCAUUGACGUGGGAGAGGACAGACUGGUCCUGGAGACAAGAUCCAAUAAGUACUACCUAGACAUUUACUUGCCUUAUCUACUGGUACAGGAGGACUGUGUGGCUCAGUUCAACCGAAAAACAAGGAUUCUUACUUUAACAUUACCAGUCCAGCCAGAAAAUUGAACAUCCCAUCUUGUUGGGGCCACUCAUCUGCAUAAACAAAAGGAUCUUAAUGUGUGCACAGAUCUGCUUCAUAUAUAAAACAGAGACUUUACAUGAUGCUGUCCAGUGUGUGUGUCAGUUACCCAAAACAGCAAUACCUGUGAUGAAAACUUGUCUAACUCAUUGAAUUUUCUUUCUUUUUUUCCUCAAUAAAUUUAUUUUAACAUACA